This is a messenger RNA of Trichoderma gamsii, 3000 nucleotides long. RefSeq names its product serine/threonine protein kinase. The transcript is spliced from 3 exons. NCBI's taxonomy places the organism in Eukaryota, Fungi, Ascomycota, Sordariomycetes, Hypocreales, Hypocreaceae. Gene Ontology annotation, molecular function: protein binding; ATP binding. The record is from RefSeq and is a predicted model, not a curated record. The coding region runs from base 1 to 3000 and encodes 999 amino acids.
AUGGACGGCGAAGGCGAUACGCAAGAGCCAACGCAAGCGACGCAAAAUAUCCUCGACCCGCGCCGACUAGGGAAGCAGAACUCGGGCUUUUCGGACGAAGACAUCUCAGACAUCAUCUGCGUGCUGUACCCGCACUCGGACACUGCGCGAAUCGAGGUCCAGCAGCUGCUCAAGACCGGGUCGCCGUAUCUCAUUGGCAGGGACGAAGCCGACGACGUCGAACUCGACUAUGAGCACGAGGACCGGCCGAGCCAAUUCGAAUCCAACCCCGCAAACCAUGGCAACCACGCCAUUAUCCUACGGCUCUCGAGCCUGGUCCACAACCCUGCGGCCGGCUUUGUCUUUGGGAGGAACCCGGGCCGAUGCGACGUAGUGUUUGCCAAUGAUCCGUUGAAGAGGAUCAGCAACAUCCAUUUUCGCAUCUUUGUCAACGAGCACGGCACCGUCAUGAUCGAGGACCAGUCUACCAAUGGAACCUUUGUCGACGAUCGCCUCCUCAAGAAUACCCACAAAGACCCUACCAAGAAGCCCAUUCUGAAAUGGAUGUUGAGCUCAGGAUCUGUUAUCCGAAUCUACCUGCACAACGAGAUGCAAGACCUUACUUUCCGAGUUCGAAUCCCGCGCCGUGCCGACGAAUAUCUGGAUACGUACCAGCGCAAGGUGGACGACUAUUUCCUUCGACACAACUUAUUGCCGGGGCCCGUCGAAACGAUCACUGCCGGUCCUGGAGGCCAUGUUGAUUUAUUCAAGAACGCUGGCCAGUUGAUAACCCCGCGACGCCCGGAACGCAUACCGAGCGAGCAGCGCACUCCGUCAAAGCGCAAAGAUAACGUGCGGCGAGAGUGGAACGGGUCCGGCAAGUAUAACCGCAUUGGCAUGAUUGGCAAGGGAGCAUUUGCCGUCGUCUACAAGGUGACGUCCAAAUACGAUGGAAUGCCAUAUGCCGCCAAAGAGAUUGAGAAGCGUCGCUUUAUCAAGAAUGGAGUGCUGGACCAGAAAGUCGAAAAUGAGAUGAAGAUUAUGCAGAGAGUGAAACAUUCGUUUGACGAAAUUACCGACGAAGAAGAUGUCUUGGAAUCACCUCAGUAUCACGGGACUCAGCACCAACCAAACGCAUACACAAUUGAAGACGAGGAUGAUCGGGUGAGUGAUUCCGCAGGAGAAGAAUCGGAAAGAGAAGACGAAAGCGAGCAGCAAGAGCAAAAUGAGAAAGAAAACAUUGACUGGAAUUAUACCUUUGGGCAAGGCACAAUGCGACCUCUCCGGUUAUUUGGAGAAGUCGGUGUCUCGGCUGUAGGCAGUUCUGGUGCCGUUCCAGAGAGCCAACUGAAUCUACCAGCCCCGCAAAUGAACGGCAAUGGUAGCAACAAUAGCAAUUUCGAAGCCCAAGAUGACGAGGCUUACGAUUCUGGAGAUUCCGGUGCAACCCUUGUCAAAUACGGCAGCAUUUUCAGACCGGAGAGAAGCGUAUCCAUUGAUCACGCACAGUCUGCCGACCAACUGCAGAGCUUGGUGGAAAACGUUGCUUCACAAAGCCUUGGUGUCUCUGUGAUCGGGAUUGAGGACCCAAACGCAUCCAGUUAUUCAAUUGCUUCCUCCGACUUUAACACCAGCAAACGGAAAUCACCCUCGCCUCUCGCAGCAAGCGCAGAUUUUGACACUGAUAGCACGCCUACCGACAAGCCGGCUCUCAAAAGAUUAAAAUCAGAGGGAUUUAUGGACGAUGUUGCCGACCCAACAACCGAAGAGUAUGAGUUACUAUCCCGUAUGCCACCGAUUCAGAGAUCUAACUCCGGCCGCCAGAUUGAUGAACCGGUGAGCAAAAAGAUCUUUUGGGCACAGGAUCGCAGGACGUGGCACCUUAAUUACCCCGAGAUGACACAGCUGCAGUAUGGUGCGUUUGUCCUGGCAGCCAACCAGCGGAAAGAGAAAUUCCUCCCGGGCAAAACGCCCCUGUGGAGUCUGGCAAUGAAAUACUUCCCCCCUGUUGCCGCAUCAGAAAGGCAAAACACGCCGAGUAUACAGGCUCCUGGUCCUCCUGAAGAGGACGUCAAUAUGGACUUUCCGGCGACGGGUCCAACUGCCGACGGCGCGGCUACCGAUGAAACAGAUAUUCCAGACAGCGGUAGGGUAGUCCCGGUACAGCUUGAUGGAGAGUCUGGGGCACUCGCUCUGAUAGCAUCUGACGACACGUCUUGCGUCAGAGAUAUUACCUGUCUCAUGGCCGAUACAUUUGUUUCAUUUGGCCGUGGCCUCGAGAACACUGCCGUCUACGAAGACAGAUUCAAUUCAAGAGUGCCAAAAUAUGCCUUUAAGAUCAUGCUGUGGAAGCAAGGCUACGAUCCGUCUAGCGAUCCCGCCAAGACGCCCCUUCCAUGGACACAGGAUUUAGCAGGAGAUGAGAAGUCAUACCAUCUCUGGAUCUCGACCAAAGCCUCUGUCGGAAUCCGUAUAAACGGACAAAUGCUCGACUCUUCCGACCCGAAGAAGCCCUUUGGCCCUUCCAAAAACUGGACCAAACUCUACGACGAAGACGAGCUGCUCGUAUGGGGCGAUUCCAACGAACAAACCAAACUCAAGGUCAAAUGUCUCUGGGGCGGCUCAUGCAGCGAGCGUAAAGACAAACAUCUCGAGCUCGCGCCCCCCAAGCUGGCGAAGGAGCUAGACGCCGCCUGUCUGCGGACGGAAAAGCGCAUCCAGGACACCUCCAGCAAACGUGCCGAGAAGCGCCAGAGGAUCAAUGACGUCGAAACGGAGGACAAAGAGCGCCGCCUACGGACCGAUUUUGAGCGUGAGAGGAGCCUCUUCUUUGAGCGGAAGAGGUUAGAGGCUAUUGAGCUCUUGGCGCCGAAACCGGGCCUGUCUACUGCUAGUAAUGCUUCUUCUUCGAGGAGAGGCUCUCCCGCGAUAAGUCUGGCUCCGUCUAUGUUUUCGACUCGACUGCAAUCUGCGUUGAUGAGGGCGAGCCCGGAGAAGGAUGCUGUGAGGUUGGUUCGGUGA